CCGACCCGUGCAGAAGACUUUAUUUGCGGCUGUUUUGCCAAUGCUCGAGGCGCUCGACGUAAAAUAUUGUAGCAUCUUGCAAGAAAUUGUGAAAUUGCACUGCGCUUUGUGAUUCACUGCAUGUUGCGCUAUCGUAUGCGGUGCAACUAAACAGCUUACAACAGUUUUUUAAUUUUACUUGAAAUACGCACCGCAACUUCCAGCUUUUCCAUGUCUCGAGCUCACGAGCAAAUGCAAAACGUUAAGAAUUUCCGCAACGCAACGGAAGAACUACUGCAGCGGAAUCCUGAUUAUUUAGCGGCGCUCGAUAAGGAUGAGGAACUGCUGGCCAACCACAUAAUCAAACUUUCCAAACCGAAAGGCUUGCGCAAGCGGAAUAGCGAUCAGACUCGGGAUGAUUACAUACCAAUUAUUUAUUGUCGUGUCCCACUUGCUGCACUGGGCAUAACGGAAGUUCUGUUCUCUUUUGCCAUGUCGGCUAUACAAAUGACAUUUUCCAUACAUCUCUGGCAGCAUCUCGACUGGUACGAUUUCGGCGACUGUCAACCACCAAACUGCAGCAAGAAUACUUAUCUGGAAUUUGGGACUGCGGCAUGCGUGUGCUCUUUGAUAGCCGGAUCAGUAGGGUUUUUCUCAGCCAAAGAAAACAUGAAACCUCGCUCCCGGUUCUGGUUGUAUAUCUUCGCUAUCGCAGUAGUGACCGGAAGUGCUGCACAAACAAUUGGUAUUGCAGUGAUCAACGCCAAUACCCUGUCGCUGGUCACUGCUACGGCCAGAAAUCUUUCAGAUCCUACCAUUAUUGCAGGAGGCGGUAAGAACGCAUCGAUGGAAAUUGACCAUGUCAAAACCAAUCUGGAUUAUCUGUAUAAGCUGAAGAUUGCCAUGCUUGUCCUGUAUUUUAUACUGAGCAUCAUGUUGCUGGCCUCGGAUUCCUUAUUUAUCAUGAAUAUUAUAAGAAACAGGAGGCGAUACCGAAAUCGCCGAAAUUCGUUAUUUGAGCACCUGGAACCAUUAAGACCACUUGGUCCCGAAUUUACCUUAAUGGACGACAUGAAGGCGCAAAAUCGGAGAGGAAGCUCACUGGUUUCCGCAUAUUCGGAGCGGUCACCCGUUUCGAUACACAGUGAAAAUUCAAACGGCGCGCUUGACCAUGAAAGACGUAGAUCUUCAGCAAAAUAAGAAUUUAUAUUUAUCUAUGCUGGCUUAUUUUAUAUUUUUAUUUUUAGCAGCAGCAGGCCACUAUCUAGUCAGCGCAGAUAUUGUUUCAUCAAACUACAACGUCUUCUCCGCAUUGUGAUAUUUUGACUUCGAUAUGAGAGUUGUUUUAUUUACGGUUAUUUGCCGCAGGAUAUUUGGUUCUCGGGUUACUGCUAGAGCCUUUUAUUACUUGCCCUACAACUAGACACAGUAAUAUCCCAGCAAUCGUAAUUCACGUGAACAUGGAUGUAUUUUCUGGUUGUUUUGGUACACGUCAGUGUGGUAAUUUUGUCGAGUAAUUAUUAUUGAAUUUCCAGAUUAAAACUUCACAAAAAGC
Molecule: messenger RNA, 1534 nt
Organism: Paramacrobiotus metropolitanus
Lineage: Eukaryota; Metazoa; Tardigrada; Eutardigrada; Parachela; Macrobiotidae
Exons: 3
Coding region: 211-1179 (322 amino acids)
Source: RefSeq, a predicted model, not a curated record